Molecule: messenger RNA, 1381 nt
Organism: Sodiomyces alkalinus F11
Lineage: Eukaryota; Fungi; Ascomycota; Sordariomycetes; Glomerellales; Plectosphaerellaceae
Product: YeeE/YedE family protein
Exons: 2
Coding region: 281-1279 (332 amino acids)
Cellular component (GO): plasma membrane
Source: RefSeq, a predicted model, not a curated record
ACUCGACAAAGCCCGAUGGCCGAUUAGACGAAUGCGUCUGCUGCCCAUCUUUGGCGAUUUUUUUUUUCUUCUCUCAUUUUUUCUUAGCUUUGCCCAUUCCUUUAAAAGACUCAUAAACCGACAUAUUACUCCCCUCGACUUAUUACGUCUUACUCAAAUCAUCUAAACUAUCCCAGGUCGCAUAAACAAGAGUCCGCUUCUUCUUCUCCUUUUACACCUCCUCAUAAGAAGGCCCUUCACGCAAAUCUUCAAAAUCGAUCAGUCACAUCGUUCCUUAACCAUGGCGACAACCCUCCUCUCGGGUGCGUCAUUUGGCGCUGCCCUCGUCGCCGCCGGCGUCCAUCAACCAGCCGUCAUCCUAGGCCAGCUCAAGUUCGAAGACUGGCACAUGCUCCAAACCUUCCUAGCAGCCGCUGCUAGCAGCUCAUUAGUCGUCGUCGCCCUCGACAAGCUCGAUGUCCUGCACCCUAAACCCCGCUCCGCCUCCCGCCUCGGCCUCUUCGGACCGUACGACGGCAACAUCCUCGGCGGCGCCCUCCAAGGGGUAGGGAUGGUCCUCGCCGGCGCAUGCCCCGGCACCGUCAUCCCGCAAGCAGCCGUCGGCCUCCCCACAGGCCUCUACGCCCUGGCCGGCACCUUCCUAGGGGGCGUCGCCUGGGCCGGCUUCCUGGGCCCCCGCCUCUCUCGGUGCGCCGCCUCCGCUCCGCCCGAGGACCCGCGCCUCACGGUGCACGAGCGCGCGGGGAUCAGCCGAGCGGCCGGUUUUUUCGCGUUCCAGGCCGCAUGCGCCGCCGCCGUCUACGCCUGCGCCCAGUACGCGCCCGGUUCGCAUCUCGCCGUCGUCGCCCCCGCGGCGGGGGGGCUCUUCAUCGGCGUCUCGCAGUUGGUGUCCAUGGUGUCCCGCAAGGCGAUGCUGGGCGUUUCGGCGUCGUACGAGGAGGCGGGCCGGUUGUUCUUCUGGCUGGUGCGCGGCGCCCGCGACGCGCUUCCCUCGUCGAGGAACGUGCUGUUCGCGGUCGGUGUGGCGGGCGGAGCUUGGGCUGUCCAGGCUGCCGACCCGGCUUUUGCCGUCCCGGCUGCGCAGGGGGAUGGGCUGCUGCCUGUUUCGCCCCUGCUUGCGGUCGCGGGGGGUGUCUGCUUGGCCGUCGGCGCUAGGAUAUCAGGGGGUUGCACUUCGGGGCAUGGCAUCAGUGGUAUGUCUAUGUUCUCGACUUCGAGCUUUAUUACCGUAGCAAGUAUAUUCGGGACGGGGGCCUUGCUCGCCUUGUUGUUCCGCUAAGAGGGAGGCAUCGGGAAAUUGUCCGUUACGAGGAGCUCGCAUCUCAGACCUACUGUACUGUAUGUAUCUAAUGACGAUGAAUGAUGGUUGUUAUUGAAUUCU